This is a messenger RNA of Coregonus sp. 'balchen', 12414 nucleotides long. NCBI's taxonomy places the organism in Eukaryota, Metazoa, Chordata, Actinopteri, Salmoniformes, Salmonidae. The record is from the annotation of a GenBank genome assembly.
AACCUCACUUCAGCUCCUCUGAACAUUUAUGUUUUUUUUUUUUUUAAAGAGGCGGAUCUCUAGACUAGUCAAGAGUUUGAGUGCCAGACUAGACAGGCAGUCACUAGCAACGGGGGUACCUACAGUCUACCGUGACGAGAUUGACUAGGUGUAGCUAACUGGCUAGGUUAGCCGAGAUACGGCAACAUUUGGAUUAUAACUAUAAUUUAUUUUCAAGUAUAUCUCGGGGGUGUAGGCCAAGGAGAAAUAUGAUCUACAUAUAAGUGUUGUAGCUAGACUAGCGUUAGUAACACUUCUUAGCCAUCACAUCAGAGUUGCUAGCUACCAGUAGCUAGCUGCCGUGCAAUGUUUUGAACAUCGACACCAGAAUAGGUUGUGCCCUCUGCUGCAUACGUCGUUCAUCGCUCAUUAUUGUAACGUUAGUUAUUUCGAUAAUUUGUGUAUAAAUUAUCACUUUUUAGAGAUGGACAACCUUACUUCAUCGGCAGCCUAUGCAUUUGGAUCAGAGGUAAGUAACGUAUUAGCCAGUUGCCACGCUGGAAUAGCUAGCGUUUAGCUUGUGCCGUUAGCUAGCUAUAACGUUAUUGAACUUGCUAGCUUGCUGUAACCAACUGCUAAAAAACGUCAGUGUUUAUGAUCAUAACUAGGCAGUCGGCUAACUAGCUACCUGUUUAAAACCGCGAUUCAGCGUUAACACGUUAUAACUUUAGCUAGUUUUAGUGUUACGGUUCAUCUUGUUACUGUAUUUUUCUGUUUUAAUAGAAUUACAGCCCCAACUUGUUAAUAGUUAGUUAGCUAACGUUACUUAACUAGGUAGCUACUAGUUUGCAGUUAAUUAUCAAGAACUUGACAUGUACAUUUUUCACUAUCCAGCUAACGUUGUCACAUUUCCGUCUUUAGCUAACUUAAUGACAAAGAUGUAGCUAGUUAUGAUGAUAACGAGGUUGCAUAUCUAACGUUAGCUAACUAGCAACCUCACCGCGUUGUUACUCCAUAUAGCUAACAAAUUAGCAAACUAGUCCACUGGCUUUGGCCAUUUAGCUGAUGAUAACUAGCAGGCUAUUCUCUGUCCACGUUCCUAGCUCGCUCGCUGCUCAGCAACAAUCGCCAUCUUGGCACCACGGUUAUAAGGUAUUUUAGCCAGGUAGUAGAUAAUAAAUUAGCUUGUGUCCUUAUCAUGUUUUCAAAUCGUUAACCACAGAUGAUCCAGUAUAUUGACCAGAUACUCUAUCGUAGGACUGGCCGUUCUUCUUCUUUGUGUGAAUUUCCGGCAGACUAGACGCUGUGUUGCAUAUUGCUGCCUUUCGCAGGUCGGAGUGUGGAUUGCACAUUUUGUUCACCCAAAAAAUGUGGGAUUUGGAAAAACUUAAAUUGAACCACCAUCUAACCGUGCACCUAUACACUAUCCCCCAAAACCGACCACCUCAUCCCUCAGCCUAAACGAUUCUACACCAGGCCGUUGGCCUGGGAGGAUGGAACCCCUUCUUACAAAACUUAUGUAGAUCUUCUGCACUAAAAUCUCUUACACCCAAAUAUUUAUCUGCUGCUGUAAUUACCACAUCUAUCUUCUGUGAAUUCUGCUCCAUCUGUGCAGUACAGUUGAUCACAUGGCUAUAAACGCAAGAAAUCCAACUUUACUACACUCAUCCUCUCUGGAUCUCUCUCUUCAGGCAUCCCAGUCGACUCACUCACCCUUGGGCUAUCCUCUACUCUCUUCACUGCCUCAGCAUAGGAAACUUUCUGCCCCAUUCAAACUCUGGCAAUCUCAACCUGUCUCUCCCUCACAGGGCACUUCGGAUCCCCAGCUGCAUGGGCAGCCCCAGAGUUGACGCACAGUGCUUUCUCUAUCCUAACUGUACACUCCCUCAGACUAUGCCCUCCUGUACAUUUCUCACAUCGUGGGAUCUCACUUCUACACACUGCUGCAACAUGUCCGAAUCCUAGGCACCUAAAGCACCGUAGUGGGUUUGGAACAUGGGACCAACACAGAAUAGCAAAUAUAACCAGACCUUAUCAGGUAGAAAACUCUGUUUCAAAGCUCAACAAGACAGACCGGAUAUUCCCAGUCUCGCCAUUGCCACCGAGUCUACGUCUCACCAAACGGCGGGCAUCACAAACACUACAAAUAUUUUUUCCUUCAUUUGAUCCACCUCACUCAACGCUACCCCACUGAUCACCCCUUUGAGCGGCGCCCUGCUCCGGAGAGCAAAGCACGACAUGUUGAGCCCUGAGACUCGUGACUCGUAGCUGCCGCUUUCUUUGGGCUAGUGGCUGCUCUAACAAUUAAAAUAAAUGUCUUAAAAAAUGGAAGGCAGUUGGGUUUCUCCCGAGUGGCGCAGUGGUCUAGUGGCUGUGCCACUAGAGAUCCUGGUUCGAGUCCAGGCUCUGUCGCAGCCGGCCGCAACCGGGAGACCCAUAGGCGGCGCACAAUUGGUCCAGCGUCGUCCAAGGUAGGGGAGUGUUUAGCCGGGAGGGAUGUGGGUUCGUUUCCCAAGGGGGGCCAGUAUGAAAUGAAAAAAAAGUAUGCAUUCACGAACUGUAAGUCGCUCUGGAUAAGAGCGUCUGCUAAAUGACUAAAAUGUAAAUGUUUCCACUAGUUACAGCCACAGUCAAAAUGGUCAAAAUGGUAAAACAUUUAUAAAAAUACAAAGGAGCUUUUUGAUUUAAUUUAAAGUUAGGCAUAAGGUUAACAGUGUGGUUAAGGUUAGGUUUAAAAUGAAAUUUUAAGAAGAUCAAUUGUAGAAAUGGGUGGGGUUUAUUACUUUGUGGCUGUGGUAACUAGUGACGACCAGGCUGUCAGGAGGAGUCAAGAUCAGGUGGGACCAUUCUAGCCAAUGAGAGGGAAGAUACGCGUGUGACCAGGUACAACUGUUUCCACUAGUUACCACAGCCAAGUCAAUUGGCUAUAUUGUAAAAAUUCAUUAAAAAACAUUUGGUUUUAAUCUAAGGUUAGGCAUAAGGUUAGCAGUGUGGUUAAGGUUAGGUUUAAAAUCCAAAUAUAAAGAGAAAUUGUAGAAAUAGGCACGGUUUAUGACUGUGGCUGUGGUAACUAGUAAUGACCAGGCACAACUCCGGUAUAACGUGUUUUUUCUCAAAGUUGCCGGGAUGUCAUGUGUCCUACUUAUGUCAGUACACUCAUAACAAGCAAAUCAUUACGAAACUUUUAUUCGAUCAAAUAAGCCACACGUAGCAAAUAAGCAUUCUGGCUUGUAAGAAACAUUUACACGAUUUUGCACACAAAUGUCUCAGGCUGUAUAUACAAAUGAUUGUGUAUUACAGCCUGAUUAAUCAGACUAGCUGUCAAAUGGCACUGUUUUAAACCACAGUCUCGUUUAUCCUUUGACGGGCAGCGUGCUAGAACUUCAAUUCACUGAAUAUAUUCCCUUUAGUCCGUUCAAAUGCAUAAUUUUAUCAAUGUAAUUUUAUCAAUGUAUUACAUGUGAGCCCCAACUAAGACACAAUGUUUCCUAAUUUGGAGUGGUUUAGCGUCCUUUGACCUCCUGUUGAUGUAUUGUGUGUUGCAGGGGCUCAGUCCACCAUACAGGAAGAGAAGGACGGUGGAGGACUUCAACAAGUUCUGCACCUUUGUGUUGGACAUAUGCAGGCUAUAUCCCAUAUCCCCAGGAGGUAAGUAAAGAAAACCCAGUCGUAGUUGGUGUGUGUGCGUACACGUGUGCCUGUAGGUUCUUUGUUCUGAAUAGUGAGGGACACUUAAGGCUGGUUCAUACUUGUUGUAAUGACAUGUCUGUAGACAAUUGUCGCAGGGACAUCAUGAAAAUUCUAUAGUCGUCUAACAUCAAACUUGUCCUUGUCCCUAUGAAAAAGUAUAAACACAAAAAUGACGUGUGUGAUAUAUACAGUGAGGGAAAAAAGUAUUUGAUCCCCUGCUGAUUUUGUGCGUUUGCCUACUGACAAAGACGUGAUCAGUCUAUGAUUUUAAUGGUAGGUUUAUUUGAACAGUGAGAGACAGAAUAACAACAAAAAAAUCCAGAAAAACACAUGUAAAAAAUGUUAUGAAUUGAUUUGCUUUUUAAUGAGGGAAAUAGGUAUUUGACCCCUCUGCAAAACAUGACUUAGUACUUGGUGGCAAAACCCUUGUUGGCAAUCACAGAGGUCAGACAUUUCUUGUAGUUGGCCACCAGGUUUGCACACAUCUCAGGAGGGAUUUUGUCCCACUCCUCUUUGCAGAUCUUCUCCAAGUCAUUAAGGUUUCGAGGCUGACGUUUGGUAACUAGAACCUUCAGCUCCCUCCACAGAUUUUCUAUGGGAUUAAGGUCUGGAGACUGGCUAGGCCACUCCAGGACCUUAAUGUGCUUCUUCUUGAGCCACUCCUUUGUUGCCUUGGCCGUGUGUUUUGGGUCAUUGUCAUGCUGGAAUACCCAUCCACGACCCAUUUUCAAUGCCCUGGCUGAGGGAAGGAGGUUCUCACCCAAGAUUUGAUGGUACAUGGCCCCGUCCAUCGUCCCUUUGAUGCGGUGAAGUUGUCCUGUCCCCUUAGCAGAAAAACACCCCCAAAGCAUAAUGUUUCCACCUCCAUGUUUGACGGUGGGGAUGUUGUUCUUGGGGUCAUAGGCAGCAUUCCUCCUCCUCCAAACAUGGCGAGUUGAGUUGAUGCCAAAGAGCUCGAUUUUGGUCUCAUCUGACCACAACACUUUCACCCAGUUCUCCUCUGAAUCAUUCAGAUGUUCAUUGGCAAACUUCAGACGGGCCUGUAUAUGUGCUUUCUUGAGCAGGGGGACCUUGCGGGCGCUGCAGGAUUUCAGUCCUUCACGGCGUAGUGUGUUACCAAUUGUUUUCUUGGUGACUAUGGUCCCAGCUGCCUUGAGAUCAUUGACAAGAUCCUCCCGUGUAGUUCUGGGCUGAUUCCUAACCGUUCUCAUGAUCAUUGUAACUCCACAAGGUGAGAUCUUGCAUGGAGCCCCAGGCUGAGGGAGAUUGACAGUUAUUUUGUGUUUCUUCCAUUUGUGAAUAAUCGCACCAACUGUUGUCACCUUCUCACCAAGCUGCUUGGCGAUGGUCUUGUAGCCCAUUCCAGCCUUGUGUAGGUCUACAAUCUUGUCCCUGACAUCCUUGGAGAGCUCUUUGGUCUUGGCCAUGGUGGAGAGUUUGGAAUCUGAUUGAUUGAUUGCUUCUGUGGACAGGUGUCUUUUAUACAGGUAACAAACUGAGAUUAGGAGCACUCCCUUUAAGAGUGUGCUCCUAAUCUCAGCUCGUUACCUGUAUAAAAGACACCUGGGAGCCAGAAAUCUUUCUGAUUGAGAGGGGGUCAAAUACUUAUUUCCCUCAUUAAAAUGCAAAUAAAUGUAUAACAUUUUUGACAUGCGUUUUCCUGGAUUUUGUUGUUGUUAUUCUGUCUCUCACUGUUCAAAUAAACCUACCAUUAAAAUUAUAGACUGAUCAUUUCUUUGUCAGUGGGCAAACAUACAAAAUCAGCAGGGGAUCAAAUACUUUUUUCCCUCACUGUGUAUAUAUAUAUAUAAAUCACACACACACAGCAGUAUUCAGACCCCUUCACUUUUUCCACAUUUUGUUACGUUACAGCCAUAUUCUAAAAUUGAUUAAUCAAUCUACAGACAAUACCCCAUAAUGACAAAGCAAACACAGGUUUUUAGAUUUAUUUGUAUUUUAUUUUUAAAAAAUAACGGAAAUAUCAGAUUUACAUAAGUAUUCAGACCCUUUACACAGUACUUUGUUUAAGCACCUUUGGCAGUGAUUACAGCCUCGAGUCUUCUUGGGUAUGACGCUACAAGCUUGGCACAUCUGUAUUUGGGGAGUUUCUCACAUUCUCUGCAGAUCCUCUCAAGCUCUGUCAGGUUGGAUGGGGAGCGUUGCUGCAUAGCUAUUUUCAGGUCUCUCCAGAGAUGUUCGAUCGGGUUCAAGUCCGGGCUCUGGCUGGGCCACUCAAGGACAUUCAGAGACUAGUCCCAAAGCCACUCCUGUGUUGUCUUGGCUGUGUGCUUAGGGUCAUUGUCCUGUUGGAAGGUGAACCUUUCCCCAAUCUGACGUCCUUUUCAUCAAGGAUCUCUACAUACUUUGCUCCGUUCAUCUUUCCCUCGAUCCUGACUAGUCUCUCAGUCACUGCUGCAGAAAAACAUCCCCACAGCAUGAUGCUGCCGCCACCAUGCUUCACCGUAGGGACGGUGCCUGGUUUCCUCCAGAUGUGACGCUUGGCAUUCAGGCCAAAGAGUUCAAUCUUGUUUACAUCAGACCAGAGAAUCUUGUUUCUCUUGGCCUUUUGGCAAACUCCAAGCAGGGUUGUCAUGUGCCCUUUACCUAGGAGUGGCUUCCAUCUGGCCACUCUACCUCAAAGGCCUGAUUGGUGGAGUGCUGCAGAUAGUUGUCCUUCUGGAAGGUUCUCCCAUCUCCACAGAGGAACUCUGGAGCUCUGUCAGAGUGUCCAUCAGGUUCUUGGUCACCUCCCUGACUAAGGCCCUUCUCCCCUGAUUGCUCAGUUUGGUUGGUCGGGCGGGCAGCUCUAGGAAGAGUCUUGGUGCUUCCAAACGUCUUCCAUUUAAGAAUGAUGGAGGCCACUGUGUUCUUGGUGACCUUAAAUGCUGCAGAAAUUGUUUGGUACCCUUCCCCAGAUCUGUGCCUCGACACAAUCCUGUCUCGGAGCUCUACGGACAAAUCCUUCGACCUCAUGGCUUGGUUGUUGCUCUGACAUGCCCUGUCAACUGUGGGACCUUAUAUAGACAGGUGUGUGCCUUUCCAAAUCAUGUCCAAUCAAUUGAAUUUACCACAGGUGGACUCCAAUCAAGUUGUAGAAACAUCAGAAAGAUGAUCACUGGAAACAGGAUGCACCUGAGCUCAAUUUUGAGGCUCAUUGCAAAGAGUCUGAAUACUUAUAAGGUAUUUCUGUUUUUUAUUUUUAAUACAUUUGCUAAAAUUCCUAAACCUGUUUUCGCUUUGUCAUUAUGGGGUAUUGUGUGUGGAUUGAUGAGAACAUUUUAUUUAAUCAAUUUUAGAAUAAGGCUGUAACGUAACAAAAUGUGGAAAAAGUGAAGCGGUCUGAAUACUUUCCGAAAGCACUAUAUAUACACACUACCAGUCAAAAGUUUGGACACACCUACUCAUUCAAGGGUUUUUCUUUAUUUUUACUAUUUUUUACAUUGUAGAAUAAUAGUGAAGACAUCAAAACUAUGAAAUAACACAUAUAAAAUCAUGUAGUAACCUAAACAAGUGUUAAACAAAUCAAAAUAUAUUUUUAGAUUCUUAAAAUAGCCACCCUUUGCCUUGAUGACAGCUUUGCACACUCUUGGCAUUCUCUCAACCAGCUUCAUGAGGUAGUCAUCUGGAAUGCAUUUCAAUUAACAGGUGUGCCUUCUUAAAAGUUAAUUUGUGGAAUUUAUUUCCUUCUUAAUGUGUUUGAGCCAAUCGGUUGUGUUGUGACAAGGUAGGGGUGGUAUACAGAAGAUAGCCCUAUUUGGUAAAAGACCAAGUCCAUAUUAUGGCAAGAACAGCUCAAAUAAGCAAAGAGAAAUGACAGCCCAUCAUUACUUUAAGACAUGAAGGUCAGUCAAUACAGAAAAUGUCAAGAACUUUGAAAGUUUCUUCAAGUGCAGUCGCAAAAACCAUCAAGCGCUAUGAUGAAACUGGCUCUCAUGAGGACCGCCACAGGAAUGGAAGACCCAGCGUUACCUCUGCUGCAGAGAAUAAGUUCAUUACAGUUACCAGCCUCAGAAAUUGCAGCCCAAAUAAAUGCUUCACAGAGUUCAAGUAACAGACACAUCUCAACAUCAACUGUUCAGAGUGGACUGUGUGAAUCAGGCCUUCAUGGUUGAAUUGCUGCAAAGAAACCACUACUAAAGGACACCAAUAAGAAGAAGAGACCUGCUUGGGCCAAGAUACACGAGCAAUGGACAUUAGACUGGUGGAAAUUUGUCCUUUGGUCUGGAGUCCAAAUUUGAGAUUUUUGGUUCAAACCGCCGUGUCUUUGUGAAACGUGGUGUGGAUGAACGGAUGAUCUCCGCAUGUGAGGUUCCCACCGUAAAGCAUGGAGGAGGAGGUGUGGGGGUGCUUUGCUGAUGACACUCAGUGAUUUAUUUUAACCAGCAGCCAACAAGUGCUCCGCAUAUGUGGGAACUUCUUCAAGACUGUUGGAAAAGCAUUCCAGGUGAAGCUGGUUGAGAGAAUGCCAAGAGUGUGCAAAGCUGUCAAGGCAAAGGGUGGCUACUUUGAAUAAUCUAAAAUAUAUUUUGAUUUAACACUUUUUUGGUUACUACAUGAUUCCAUAUGUGUUAUUUCAUAGUGUUGAUGUCUUCACUAUUAUUCUACAAUGUAGAAAAUAGUAAAAAAAUAAAGUAAAACCCUUGAAUGAGUAGGUGUGUCCAAACUUUUGACUGGUAGUGCUUUCGGAAAGUAUUCAGACCGCAUCACUUUUUCCAAAUGUUGUUACGUUACAGCCUUAUUCUAAAAUGGAUUCAAAAAAUUUUUCCCUCAUCAAUCUAAACACAAUACCCCAUAAUGACAAAGCGAAAACCGGUUUUUAGACAUUUUAGCAAAUUUAGUGUCUCAGGCCCACCCACUGGGGAGCCAGGCCCAGCCAAUCAGAGUUUUCCCCCACAAAAUGGCUUCAUUACAGACUGAAAUACUCUUCGGCACCCUUCCCCCACUCUGCCUCAGAUGAUCCCGCAAGUGAAGAAGCCGGAUGUGGAGGUCCUGGGCUGCCGUGGUUACACGUGGUCUGCGGUUGUGAGGCCGGUUGGACGUACUGCCAAAUCCUCUAAAACGAAGCUGGAGGCAGCUUAUGGUAGAAAAAUUAACAUUUAAUUAUCUGGCAAAAGCUCUGGUGGACAUUUCUGCAGACAGCAUGCCAAUUGCACGCUCCCUCAAAACUUGAGACGUCUGUGGCAUUGUGUUGUGUGACAAAACUGUACAUUUUAGAGUGGCCUUUUAUUGUCCCCAGCACUAGGUGCACCUGUGUAAUGAUCAUGCUGUUUAAUCAGCUUCUUGAUAUUCCACACCUGUCAAGUGGAUGGAUUAUCUUGGCAAAGGAAAAAUGCUCACUAACAGGGAUGUAAACACAUUUGUGCACAACAUUUGAGAGAAAUAAGCUUUUUGUGCGUAUGGAACAUUUCUGGGAUCUUUUAGUUCAGCUGAUGAAACAUGGGACCAACACAUUACAUGUUGCGUUAAUAUUUUUGUCCCGUGUAGGAUCAAACACACGAUUUCUGUGUUGGCAACAUUGCUUGAUAUAAGUUUAAGACUCUAGGUUUCAGGAAAUGGCAGUUACAGGUUUAAAAAAUAAAUUUAAAAAAUGCUCAAAUUUUCUGAGGGGGAAGUUAACUGACACCCUCCGGACCUCCCCCCUACCCAACCUUAGACCUACAUCAGCACCUCCCAGGGAAAGCCUGAUUGUACAUUUUAAAGGUAUUUCUGGUUAGCUACUGAAGAGCAGCCAAUUACCAAGUGCAAAAAGCCGCUGUAGGGUGCUGCCACCGUGCUGAAGUGGUACUCAUAAAAAUGAUUCACUGUUGGCAGGUCUGUUAUUGUGAUGUUUAUUGAUUACCUAUAGCUUACGGUUGUGAGUGCGACGAUAUCAAAGCAGGUCAUUCUACCGGAUCAUUUUUUAACUUCUGUGAAUGUCUUGCUGCUGUCACCAUGACAAUGGACGCUGCGACAGGGUCUAAGUUGAAAAUGUUUGUGUCUGCGACAAGGAAAAUUACCAUCGCAACGACAGUACAGACAUUCUACCGGAGUAUAAAUUAAAUGUCGUUUUGACCAGCGACGUGUCACAUUCUAAUUGUCUACGAACAUGUUGUUAGUCCAAGUAUAAACCAGCCUUUAGGCAGAACUGUGACGUGUUAUGCAACACUAUGACUGGUUAUAUUUUGAGGUGUGUGUGUGGUUAGUGGCAAGACACAUGGUGUAGGACUCAGAGAUGUUUGUGGAUCAUGGAGCGGCCGCUCAGAGCUUUUGCUCUUUUUUUUUUUCUACACAACUGUUGUGUUGGUGUCCCACUGCCCUCCUUUCCCCCUGUGUGUAUAAACCACGCCCCUAACUAGUGUUGUAAAGAUGGAUCAGAUACAGCGUCCAUUGACAGUGGCAUUUUGUUUUCCUCCUGGGUGGUUGUGAUGUUACACCAUAGUACCUGGGGUUUGUUCAGUAGGCUACAAUGUUGUGGAACGCUCAGAUAGGAGUAGGCUAUGCUGUGUGUCUGCCAUGUAGCCGUGGGAGUCAUGGCAACUCUAUACAGCAUUACAUUUCUAUCUGAAACGUUCAGAGCGUUGCACCCUUCUGAAUGCGACUCUGGACAUGCUGACUGUAUCUAUGUUAACUCCUCCCUUCCCGGUGUGGUGUGUUGUGGUGACCCUCUAUUUGAUCCACAGAACUGGAGGAGGCGUGGCUUCUGGCAGCCUCCUUGCUGGGCCCCGCCCCUUGUCCCUGGCUAGCCAAUCUGCUGCUGUCUCUUCUGAAGGGACACGCACCUAACACAGGCCUGACCCCUCUCCCAGGGUAAGAGGGCCAACAACAGUCUCUCCAUACUCAUCCCAGACCCUAGCCCUGUGCUUCUUUUGGCCCCUAGACCCUUUCCCCUACCCUCUCUGUAGUGUUCACAGAUUUGAAAGGACUGGAUAGAAUUAACCAAAUCUGGUGAUGGCACCACCUAGCCUUCCAACAGGCUGAAUGGAGCUUCUGUUGCUGUCACAUGCCAAGCUAGCCCUGUCAAUUAGGAACCUUGAUGUGGCAUAGAUAACCAGGGGAAAGGGCUGGAAUGGAACAAGGUUCCCCUGACCCCCUCAGCUCAGGCAAGAGGAGCAGCUCGACCCAACGGCAGCACCCUCGACCCGUUGAACCAGAGCCAUUCUGUACCUCAUCAAUAGACCGUGCUACAACUCUGUGCCGUCUGUCUGUCUGUCUGUUUGACCGAGCCCUCAGAGUAGGGUUUGUAUCUCACCUCAGGCCGGGGGAUUUUCAUCGUUAUGAGCAUAUGCAGUGGUGUCACUGAGGCCAUCUAUAACAUUAUGGAAGUGUUGUGAAGUUACUGUUGAUCCCUGUUUUUAGGUCAAACUGGUCUCAGAUUUGUAUUGGGUCAGUGUGUGAGUGUGGUGUUUGUGGUCUAUGUCAAUGGAUUGUAUCAAUAGCUUCACAACCACCCCCAUUCUCCCACGUAAGAGAGGAGUUUUGUGUAAACACAUACAGGCGUUAACCACCAUUACUGUCUUUCCCUUUCCAGGACUCUCCUCUGCGUAGUAGCUCCAGCCCUCCCAACAGUACAGGCAGUACAGUAGAUAGUGAUGGCUGGACCCCCGUCCCUCCACCCCCCUCCUCCUGUCCCCCGCGGCCCCCCAAACCCCCUGCAGGACGAGAACAGGAAACGGCCCCAUCCCACAGGACUCCACCCCGGGGCCUCACUAUCCAGCCAUGUUAGGAACAAUGUAAGUGGGGUGCUUUUGAUCAUUCUACUUCUAACGUCAACAUUUACUCAUACUCCCGAACCCUAAAGGAAUUCCUAUUUUCCAGCAUGGCCAUCUAGUGUCCUCCCUACACCCAGAUGACCGCAAGAAAGCCAACAAACUGAAGAAGAAGAAAAUGAGGAAGGACAGGGAGAACCAGGUCGGCGAGCCGAGCUCCACACAACAGGCACAGUUCCCCCUGCCCCUGGGAGGACGACCAAUCAAAGACGAGCCUGAGGAUGACUUCACCAUCCCCCUCCCCCUUUCGUCCACUCACCAUCUUCCCAGUCCCUGUAACCAGGAGUCCAAUGAGGAGUGGGAGUGCUGGGAGGGGCAGGGGCUGGAGGAGGGCUUGGUGAAGAUGGAGGGUUUUCCUAGGAACAGGACGGUGAUCCGGCAGGGAAAACAGGUGGUGUUCCGAGACGAGGAUGGCUCUGGAGAGGACGAGGACAUCAUGGUGGACUCCGGUAAGCAAAUGUCAUGUUAUGUAAAUGCUGCACACAAAUGACAGAACUCAUUGUUGUGAUGACAUUGCCUGUUUCAAGUAGCAGUCUGACAGUUGAUCCUCUCUCUCUCUCUCUCUCUCUCUCUCUCAGAUGAUGACUCGUGGGACCUGGUGACAUGUUUCUGUAAGAAGCCAUUUGCGGGCCGGGCCAUGAUUGAGUGUAACCAGUGUAACACCUGGAUCCACCUGUCCUGCGCUAAGAUCAGGAAGUCCCACGUCCCCGAGACGUAUAGGUGUCAGAGCUGCAGAGACACACUGGGCCCUGCAGACAACCGCCGCUCAUACCGCGCACGCAUUGGCCCCCGCAAACACCUUCUCGACUGACCCCAUGGCCAACCACUAACCAUUCACCCUUAUACCCCCACCCCUCUCACCCGCAUUUACACCCGUACCCCAGCCCACCCCUUUCCCUAUACUUCUCACCCCUAUUUUGUGGACAGAGCUGACUAACUUUCCCUUGGGGGCUUAACACCCCCAAACUGAACCAUUCCGAGUGCUAUUUUUAAAUGUAUU